AUGAGCGAAUUACCUUUCUUCAAUGUUGAUAGAAUCAUGAACAACUUGCCUUUCUUCGAUGUUAAUAGUCAUGAGAGCUUUAUGAGUGUUGAUGGAAACAAUAAUGAAACCUCUGAUGUUUACAACACAAAAUCCAAUGAAGAGAUUGUGACUGAUAAUGAUGAAUCGGAUUUAGAGAGUGACUAUAAAGAAGAUAACAACACAAAAUCUAAUGAAGAGAUUGUGAUUAAUAAUGGUGAACCAGAUCUAGAGAGAGACCAUGAAGAAGAUAAUAG
Molecule: messenger RNA, 275 nt
Organism: Racocetra persica
Lineage: Eukaryota; Fungi; Glomeromycota; Glomeromycetes; Diversisporales; Gigasporaceae
Source: the annotation of a GenBank genome assembly